ACAACAGACCCAUCCUCUGCAAACCUCCUCGCAGACAAGGGUAUCCCAUCAUGUCCACACGCACCACCGUUCCACAGCCCAAGGACAAGCAAUUCCCAGGGAACAGCAGUCUGGAAAAGGCCCUGGAAACCAUUGUGAAUGUCUACCACCAGUACAGCAUCCGUAGGGCUCAUCUGGACCUCCUCAACUUCAAUGAGUUCCAGACGCUGCUGAAGGAGCAGGCACCCAACUUCCUGAGCGUCUGCGGCAGGAACCGUCCUGACUACCUGAAGAUGCUCUUUGAGGAGACGGAUAUGAACAAGGACAAGGAAGUGUCGUUCAAGGAGUUCACCAUCGUGCUGGCCAAGGUGACCGACGACGCGCACCGCAUCAUCCAUCAAGAGGACAGAUGUAAGCCAGACAGCAACUGAGCCACCCCACACCAUGGAGCUGGGCCCCAGGGAAGGAUCCGGAGGGGUCUGCAUGUAGGAAUGGGGUUCUGGCUGAGUCCUGCCCACUUGGGUCACCCAUAAGAUAAUAAAGCAUUACCUGAA
Molecule: messenger RNA, 533 nt
Organism: Gallus gallus (chicken)
Lineage: Eukaryota; Metazoa; Chordata; Aves; Galliformes; Phasianidae
Gene: S100A7B
Product: protein S100-A9-like
Exons: 3
Coding region: 51-410 (119 amino acids)
Biological process (GO): endothelial cell migration
Cellular component (GO): extracellular exosome; cytoplasm
Molecular function (GO): calcium ion binding
Source: RefSeq, a predicted model, not a curated record